AUGUCCUACGGCAAAUCCCUUGCAUUGAGCCAGAAUUCUUUCGUCCGGCCUCCCACUCCGGAUGUUGUCGAAGCCCAGGAACAAGAUGAGUUCGGCGCCAGGCGACAGAAGCGACAAGCGACUGUCUAUGAUGCCGUUGCGGGUCGGGUGAAUCAUCAUGGCUUCCUGCCCUCGGCCCCUUACCCUUCCAAAUACCGCGAUACGGCAUCGUCCAGCACUCGUCCUGUCCGUCCCGAGGAAGUUCUUUUUCGUCGACAACAUGCCCCGCAGCGCUACGAAGAAAACGACUUCUACUUUGCUCAUGAGGCCCUCCCGCCCAGCUGCCCCCUCCCCUGCUCCGAACUACUUGAGGCCAUUCACGCGUAUUCGGCGGACUUCUAUGACCAUGCGACGAUCGAUGGAGGACGGGAUGAUUACCAGAGCAUGGAUGAGACGGCGUUAAUAGCUAUGGGGAUUUUGAUGGAGGAGAUGGCCAAGGAAUCUCUGGGUGAAACCGGAGACAUGGUGCUCGUGGAGGGAGAGGAAAUCCCGACCGACGAAUUACCAUCGGUUCCUCAGCUCGGCCGAAAUAUAGGCCGCAAAAGAGCAAAUACCGGUCAGAGUAGUACGAUGGCGAGCUCGGGUGAUGAGCUAGAGAGCGUGGUGGCGAAGAAGAGGCGGCCAAAGAAGCGCAAGUUGGGUCGUAAAAUGACCUCCGCAGCUGAGCUGGACAUAGAAGAUGAUGAGAGGUGCUUACCUUGCAAGAUCAUCGUUGCAUCAUUCAUUCUGGUCCUACAUGGAUCGCAUGCUACUAUAUUGGUCGCUCAUCAUCGGGGCAUCGGAAACGAGUUCAAGACAAUACGAUGCGCGAGGAUCGAUAUCAAAAGUGCUUGGCUGAAUGCCCAACUGCAAGGGGUCAAGCAUCUCGUCUUUCAGCAAGCCACAAGAUUAAGAUGCGUUAAACUCGUGGGUAAAGCAGGAUUGUCUAAGCUCGAGCCAUGUCCUUACUUUCAACUGUCCAAUCGAGGCAGCAAUAAGAAGCAUCGUGUCUUUGCUUCCUAUGCGACCAGUCUCCUCGCUCAGCCCUGGUCCACCUCACGAGCCAGCGCCCUAUGCAUGUUGCACAUCGCAAAUCUUAGCCCGCGAUCAUCGUCGACCCGGCGCCGCCAAGGUCUUGGCCAGUGCAUCUGCUGGAAUGCCGUUGAACCUUGA
This is a messenger RNA of Aspergillus niger, 1191 nucleotides long. RefSeq lists its product as uncharacterized. Gene Ontology annotation, molecular function: RNA polymerase I cis-regulatory region sequence-specific DNA binding. The coding region runs from base 1 to 1191 and encodes 396 amino acids. Lineage: Eukaryota; Fungi; Ascomycota; Eurotiomycetes; Eurotiales; Aspergillaceae. Gene Ontology annotation, biological process: nucleolar large rRNA transcription by RNA polymerase I. The record is from RefSeq and is a predicted model, not a curated record. Gene Ontology annotation, cellular component: RNA polymerase I upstream activating factor complex. The transcript is spliced from 3 exons.